GAUUACAGCUGCAAACAACCGAUGCAGUCAUUUCAUUUCUAUGAUCUAAGCACUGUUCAAUCUAAACUAUAUUGGAUAAGGUCUGCAAGCGUCUUUGUUGAUGAAAAUUUCACGAACGAGAAUUUCUUCAUGUUUUUUUGUUCCAGAUAUCGCUCCAUCAGUCUUUUGAUUUAGCAUCACGCAGAAAUAUCGAAUGAUGUUAUUUCCAGCCCAUUAGGAAGGCUCAAUAAGGAUACAGUUUGUAGUUGUUUAUGAAAAUGGACUAAUGAAUUGGUAGCCCUACUCGGGUCUGGGCCUGCUGCCAGCAUGUUGACUCCUUUGGUUUUCUGUUGGAUGUUCGUCGGAGCAGCGUCAUUUAACCUUUUAACCGAGGAAUCAAUUACAGCAGUGCUUGGGAGAAACGUCUCGCUUCCCUGCAGUUUCUCUGUUCCUGUACUUGCAGUUUACUGGUAUAAACAUGAGUUCAGUGGAGCUCCAGACGAUGAUGCAAUACUCAUUGCAAGUGACUAUAUGGGAUUUACAGAUCCUAUACCAGGUUUUGAGCGGUUUAGAAUUGGAGACGACUAUAGAUUGGUGAUAAACGAUGUCUUGCUUCUCGACGAGACAACCUAUUCAUGUAUUGUUGUACCUCACCACUUUGACAAUCAAAGAGGAUAUACCGACCUGAGGGUCAUAGCUUUAGCUAAUCCACAAGUACCAAUUAUAUCAUCAUGUGAGACUACUGAGCCAGGUAGAUGCUCCUUUAUUAUUGAGGAGGACGAAGAAGGAGUUACACUUGACUGCAAUAUUUAUAAUGCCCGACCUCCAGCAAAUGUGACGUGGACGAGCAGUGAUGGCAGUGUGAAGAACAAUACAGAACAACAAAUUUACGAGAAAGAUGGGGUUUUCAACAUAUCAUCACAGCUUUGGGUAUCAAUAAAUGAAAUAGGAGAGGAUUUCGUAUGCGUAGCUACUGGUGAAAGUGUCAAUGGCACGUCAACGCUGGUGGUGACUGUCAAGUAUUUGCCAGAGAUUGGUCUAUCAAGCGGAAGUACAGCUUGGAUUGCAACAAGCCUACUUUUCUUAGUCAUUAUUGCUGUGCUUACCAUCGUCUAUAUUCUUCGGAAAAGAAAGAGGCAAGAUCAAUUAGCGGACCUAGAAGAUGAGCUCCUGCCCUUAGUAGCCCCAAAACAGGGUAUGCAACAGUUGACCGAAACCGACAUACUUGACGUGACACAUGAAACAAACCUAGAUCACGGUCAACUGAGGAAUUUACUGACUGAACUUCAUAUCGAAGCAGCUGAUAUGCUUACUGAAAAGGACAGAAAUACACGUGCGAGUGAUCUAAAGCUCAAGGCAUUCCACGUCCUGUGCGUCUGGCGGAAAACCGAGGGCAUCAACGCCACCAGAGGGACAUUGCGUAAUGCGUUACACAAGUGUGGAUACAUUGAAGCACUCGGGAUCUUGGAUGAACGAUGGGGUCUGAACUCUCAAGAUAAUGAGCAAAACGUGAUUUGUUCCAAAAUCGGGUCGCAGAUCAGUCGUAAGGUGUGCGGUCGUCUUGUCUGACCAUGUUUGUAAGAUGAACAGUCCGAGGUGAAAUACCAUCAGCUGAUGUACAAUCUAGAGAGUAUCGAAAGUUUGGCAAAUGAAUCAUUCGUCAUUUGCCGAGGAUUUCUACUACUUACUUGACAAAGACUGUGUUACCGAGGAUGUUAACAGUUGUGUUCAAACCCUGGAUAGGGAUAUUGAUAAUCUCCUUGAUGUCCGUGAUCCGAUUCGUACCCUCACCGCACCUGUUUAUCACAGACCGAGAUAGUAAUGAGGAGGUGCAUGUAGCAACGUGUGAACGUCGGAGACAUGGGCGGAAAUGAGGAAAAUCCUUGAAGAGCAACACAGGCAGUGAUAAAACGGCCUUCAAAGAUGCUAAAGCUGCUGCAGUUGAAACAUUAUAUCAGGCCAAACGUCGUAUUAUCAUGACCUCUUCGUUGAAAGUGGCCCAAAGGACAUGUGCAGAGAACUUAAUGAUCUUUUGAACACAAACAAACGUUGUCUUAGGGAUGCACAUUCACCUGCUAUGCCAGCUGCAUCUUUAUGCAGAUUCUUUAAGGAGAAGAUUAGUAACGUGAGGAAUUUUUUAAUCUCAAUGUCAAUGCUCUGGAAGUUUCGAGUUUCAAAGAUAGAGAUGUUCCCUUACUCUCAGAUCUUCGAUUAGUUACAGUGAAAGAAGUCCAGAAUAUGAUAAAAUGUUCUUAAAAUAAAACAAGUCCCUUGGAUCCUCUUCAGACAUGGUUGCUGAAGCGUCACCUCCAUUUUUUUCUACCCAAGCUGACGCAUAUUAUCAACACAUCGCAGACAGGUGAAUUCCCACAAUGUAUUGGAGUUGCAUCAGUGGUGCAUGUACUUAAAAGAAGUGACUCAAUGAAAUAACAGGCCUAUCCCAAACAUCAGAUUCCUCGCUAAGCUUCUUGAAAGAUUGUCUCGGCCCAACUGUUGGAUCACAUUGAUGAUAGCAAUUUUGGAGACUCCAAGACAAUUUGCAUAUAAAAGGAAUCACACUUCUGACACAGCGUUUGUUAGUCUGCAGAACAAUAUUAUUUGCGUUCUUGAUAAUCGAAAGUGUUUCAUUUGUUUUCGUUGACAUGUCAUUUGAUUUUGACACCUUAUACCACAACAUUUUGAUGAAAAGGCUUCAAGAUGACCAUGGGGUUACUUGUAGAGCACUGAGCUGGCUAAAGUUCUAUCUCAUGGGACAAGUAUAGAAUUUGAACAUCGAUGGGGAGAAGUCAACUAACACUAUAGAGGAGUAUGGUGUUCCACGGGGAUCAGUAAUGGGUCCACUGCUGUUUACGAUGUACUCAAAGCAAGUAUCUGACAUUCUCCACAGAUGUGGAGUAGACUAUCAUGUACGUGUAUAUGCUGAUGACAUCCAACUUUUCCCGAAGAUUGAUCCAUCAAUAAUGGACUAUAUUGACUGCAAAAUGCACAUUUAUACAGGUCGUGCAAGAAUUUCAAACAUGGAUUGUUAUGUUUUGGGGUUCAUCCAGCCUAAUAAUGACAAAUUAAAGUCUCCAGUUUUGCUU
Messenger RNA from Lytechinus pictus (painted urchin), 3062 nucleotides. Its product is annotated as nectin-2-like. The record is from RefSeq and is a predicted model, not a curated record. The coding region runs from base 307 to 1548 and encodes 413 amino acids. Gene Ontology annotation, molecular function: protein binding. The transcript is spliced from 8 exons. Lineage: Eukaryota; Metazoa; Echinodermata; Echinoidea; Temnopleuroida; Toxopneustidae. Gene Ontology annotation, biological process: signal transduction.